Argiope bruennichi is the source of this 704-nucleotide messenger RNA. RefSeq names its product EKC/KEOPS complex subunit TPRKB-like. Gene Ontology annotation, cellular component: cytosol; nucleus; EKC/KEOPS complex. The coding region runs from base 166 to 669 and encodes 167 amino acids. Lineage: Eukaryota; Metazoa; Arthropoda; Arachnida; Araneae; Araneidae. Gene Ontology annotation, biological process: telomere maintenance via recombination; tRNA threonylcarbamoyladenosine modification. The record is from RefSeq and is a predicted model, not a curated record. The transcript is spliced from 2 exons.
UUUUUUUUUUAUUUGUCGAGAAUAUAUGUCCUUGUAGCUGUAGUUUGAGUCAAGCCCAAAAAUAAAUGCAAGAGCAUGCAGUUCCGGCGGUGCGGUUAAAUUUGUCAAAGCAAAAUAAACAAGCGACACUCUAUUGUGUUGAUUUGAAAGAAGGAAACAGGUAAAAUGGAAACAGAGGCUGAUGUCUCAUUUUUUCUGUACGAAAAAAUACAAAACAUGAAAGAAAUCAAGCAACUUUUGAUGAAAGGAGAAUUGAAAGCUGCCGUCGUGAAUCCCGAACUCGUGUACAGCACAGAUGUACUGCUGUUUGCUUCUCACAAAUCUCUGUACAGCUUAAAAUUCAGUCACUUGAAAACGAAAACAAUAUUCACAGAGCUUUUGUACAACUUAUCGCCCACCAGGAGUAUAAGGGAUUCCUUGACAAUGUUCGGCGCCCAGGAUGAUGGCACAACUGCGAUAUUUGUUAUUUUUGGCAAAGAAGAUAGUGAACUUGCGGACAGUUUAAGAAAUUGUAUCAAAGGUUGCCUUGCAAAAAUGGAUAACAUAAUGGCCUUAAGAAAUAUUAGUAAAAUUAAGAAAGUAUAUAAGAUAUCUGAUGAAAUCGAAGACGAAGAAGCCAUUUUUAAUUAUUUGAUAACAAAAAUAGCAAGUAAGGAAGUGCUGCUGUGAAAAUGUAAUAAUUAUUUUUUAUUAUAAAUUUUUUA